Molecule: messenger RNA, 888 nt
Organism: Closterium sp. Naga37s-1
Lineage: Eukaryota; Viridiplantae; Streptophyta; Zygnematophyceae; Desmidiales; Closteriaceae
Source: the annotation of a GenBank genome assembly
AUGAACCUUCAUGUGCGGCCAUUAUUCACGAAAACCGCCCCAUUUUCAGCUCACAGGCACGCAUUUCUGCGUCCGUCUGUUGUUUUCCUCGCUCCUCGAAUAGUCAAUGGCGGGAAAGAAUUUAGUCUGCAGGAGCGUAAGCUGGCAAGAGCCCGCAAUAAUUCCCCGCUGCAAGUGAGCCGAGGAGGUCAGGAGAAUCGCGUCCGCUGCUCCGCGACUAAUAACGGGCAGUCCUCAAUAGCCGCGGGCGCGGAAGACUGGGUGACGCGGUAUGCGGACGCGCUCAGGCUGCUGCCGCUCGCAGCGGGAGCGGCGGGCGGAGCGGUGGUGUUGGUCAACCGCGUGGUGUGGGGCAUUCCUGCCGUCGCUGACGCGGGCAGUUCCCCCUUCCGAACACCCUCCGUACCCACCACCAUGUGCCCCUCCCCUCCCCUCACCGCGCGCCAUCCAUUCGCUCCCCCUUACUUCGCCUGCCGUUUCUCUGCCAGCGCGCAGGCACGCGCUGACGUCAUCUGCCUUGUCCUGGCCGCCUCUAUGGUGCUGUCAGGACUCUCGUGGCUGGCGCUGCGACCCAAACCACAGACCCCGGUGGCCCUCAAUGGUGUUCCCUGCUACCGCAUGCUGCCAUCCCUGCCUCAACCCGUUCAACAAGAGUUGAACUGGCACGUGCGCCUUCCCUCCUCUACAUUCUACACUAGAUACGAGCUCUUUGAGUUCCUUCCAGACAACACUCAGGCUGCAAUAUUACAACCCCUAGGGGAUGGAGACGGGGUGAUUGUUAUGGGCAGCGAUACAAUCAGAGGCUUCACGCCUCUCCAUCAGGUGUGGCUUGGGAGCAUUGCAGAGAAGCUAGAUGCAUCAUUGUCAGCACUCCAGGAGCAGGGUUGA